AUGUUCCCACUAGCUCGGGGGAAUGCUGCGUUACGACGAAACAAUUUAUAUCCUCGUAUGUUGCGGUGGUUUCACCUUAGGAGGUUAGCAUGGGAGAAUGUUUGCAAUCUUUUCGACGUUGACCAGGACGAGGCACAUCAACCGAAAAGAAAGAUGAUUGCCUCUGAGGUCGAGUCAUCUACUCCACAUUACUUGACAUAUAUUACUAGUCUGAAUCCAGAAGGAGCAUCUUCAUCUGAUCCAUCAUGUGGAAACAGCCGAUCUACCCAGUCCACCGGAGAAACUCAUACGGUGGGAAUUAAUAGGAGAACAGCCCGAGAAAUAAUGGCAAGACUUCAAACUCAUACGGUGGGAAUUAAUAGGAGAACAGCCCGAGAAAUAAUGGCAAGACUUCAAACUCAUACGGUGGGAAUUAAUAGGAGAACAGCCCGAGAAAUAAUGGCAAGACUUCAAAGCUUGGAGGAAGAAAUCCGAGGAAUAAAAUAUGUGGGAGGUAGUUAUUGGAUGACAAGCCUGGUGAACGAACAAUUCGGUAGUCCACCGAAUUCAAAUCGAGUAAACGAGGAUAAUGAUGUUGGUCGUAGAAAACAAAAACAACACGUGAAGGAGAAGAAGAAAAAGAAGAUUGUUGCCAACAACAUCGUGGAUGCGGAAAAUCAUAUACCCAUGCCUCCUGUUGCAAAACCACGUUGUCCGGUUAGGGUAUUGAAAAGGGAUGACAAUAAUGAAUUUUUUGACGCAACGUUUAGGGGGAAUGAAGAUGUGGGAGGUAGUUAUCGGAUGACAAACCCGGUGAACAAACAAUUCGGUAGUCCAUCGAAUUCAAAUCGAGUAAACAAGGAUGAUGAUGUUGGUUGUAGAAAACAAAAACAACCCGUGAAGGAGAAGAAGAAAAAGAAGAUUGUUGCCAACAUCGUGGAUGCGGAAAAUCAUAUACUCGUGCCUCCUGUUGCAAAACUAGGUCGUCCGGUUAGGGUAUUGAAACCUUCUCAAUAUCUUUGCUCUCCAUAUGUUUCUUAUCUCCGUGUAAGGUAUCUGACAAUCGGACUACUCUUUGACAUUAUUUGA
Messenger RNA from Lactuca saligna, 1068 nucleotides. Lineage: Eukaryota; Viridiplantae; Streptophyta; Magnoliopsida; Asterales; Asteraceae. The record is from the annotation of a GenBank genome assembly.